AUGUGUGACACCAGUGACUUUGCAGUAGGCGUAGUACUAGGACAAAGAAAGGACAAAGUUCUUCACGCAAUCCACUAUGCAAGCAAGACAUUGGAUGCAGCCCAGAUGAAUUAUUCUACCACUGAAAAGGAAUUGUUAGCCGUAGUUUUUGCAAUCAACAAGUUCAGGUCUUAUCUAGUGAGUUCGAAAGUGUUACUAUAUUCGGAUCAUGCUGCCAUAAGAUAUUUGCUCAACAAGAAAGACGUGAAACCCUGCCUGAUUAGGUGGAUCUUGCUCCUUCAGGAGUUUAAUCUGGAAAUCAGAGACAAGAAAGGGGCUGAGAAUGUUGUGGCAGAUCAUCUAUCCCAAGCGUUGCCAAAUGGACAAAGAGAUAUAGAUUUUGAUCCACCCAUAAACGACGUUUUCCCCGACGAGCAUUUGUUGGCAAUAAAUUCUGAAAGUAUUCCUUGGUAUGCGGAUUUUGUUAACUACCUUGCAAGUGGAGUACUCCCCCCAAACCUUAAUUGGCAACAGAAGAAGAAGUUCUUCUCAGACAUCAAACAGUACAUAUGGGAUGAACCACUGCUUUUUAGGAGAUGCGGAGAUGCAAUCUACCAAAGGUGUGUGCCGGAAGACGACAUCAAGGACAUUUUAUUUCACUGUCAUUCAUCCCCUUACAGUGGGCACUUGGGAGUAUCAAAAACAACAGCUAAGAUUCUACAAGCAGAUUUUUUUUGGCCAAUGGCAGUUGAUUACGUGUCUAAAUGGGUAGAAGCUAUAGCUUCUCCUGCUAAUGACGCCAGAAUGGUAAUCAAAUUGUUUAAGAAAGUGAUUUUUCCACGAUUCGGUGGGCCAAGGGUAGUUAUUAGUGAUUGGGGUUCGCACUUCAUCGAAAGACAGUUUGAGAACUUGUUAAAGAAAUACGGUGUCAGCCACAAAGUUGCGACACUCUACCACCCUCAAACAAAUGGACAGGCUGAGAUUUCCAAUCUGGAGAUUAAGGCAAUAUUAGAAAAGACAGUAUCUAGCUCCCGCAAAGACUGA
Messenger RNA from Zingiber officinale, 1023 nucleotides. RefSeq lists its product as uncharacterized. NCBI's taxonomy places the organism in Eukaryota, Viridiplantae, Streptophyta, Magnoliopsida, Zingiberales, Zingiberaceae. The coding region runs from base 1 to 1023 and encodes 340 amino acids. The record is from RefSeq and is a predicted model, not a curated record. The transcript has 2 exons. Gene Ontology annotation, molecular function: nucleic acid binding. Gene Ontology annotation, biological process: DNA integration.